AUGGGACCUGCUAACUUCUUUAACAAAAUAUCAAUGGCUACAGAAGCUCAGAGCAUAACACCUGAAAAGGCAUUUGAACUCUACAAAAACACAUUGAAUUUCAAUGUCAUAAGCAGGUACGACCCAGCUGUGAAGCAGCUUCUAUACACCACAUCCCACUGUGUGAUCUAUAAGUAUGAUGAAUCCACUCAAGAAUGGGUAAAGAGUGAGUUCCAGGGCACGUUAGCGCUCUACUUGCGUAAUUUUCUCAGUCCAAACAAUGCUGGACCCUUCAAAUAUCAAGAUUUGCAACGCCUUUUCUGCUACGGGUUGAUUCUUCUCAAUAGACUGAGUCCCGCAUGCUUUUCGCUUGGAUUCUUGCCUAAUAAGGUAACCAGACAGUAUCUCCCGAAUGGCUUGAACAACAACGGAGUCACGGAAAUGGAUGUGGAAAUCAAUGAUAAUUUGAUCAUCGUGAAGAACUUGUUGGGGGAGAUUUACGGAUUGUGGGUGUUCAAUGAAGACGAUAGACAGAAAUUGUAUAAGUUGAUGAGUUUCUGUUUGAACAACGAGGUUGCACAGUAG
Sungouiella intermedia is the source of this 564-nucleotide messenger RNA. The record is from the annotation of a GenBank genome assembly. Lineage: Eukaryota; Fungi; Ascomycota; Pichiomycetes; Serinales; Metschnikowiaceae.